This is a messenger RNA of Rhipicephalus sanguineus (brown dog tick), 554 nucleotides long. Its product is annotated as inter-alpha-trypsin inhibitor. The record is from RefSeq and is a predicted model, not a curated record. Lineage: Eukaryota; Metazoa; Arthropoda; Arachnida; Ixodida; Ixodidae. Gene Ontology annotation, molecular function: serine-type endopeptidase inhibitor activity. The transcript has 4 exons. The coding region runs from base 42 to 524 and encodes 160 amino acids.
GAAGUACUGCGAUUGUACAGCAAAACAUAUCAGUCGGAAUCAUGCAGGCAGCAAGAGACGGAACCCUGAUUUUCGUAAUGGCUGCAAUUUUUGCUUUAAGCGGUGUUGGAUUUACAACAGCACGGAAAGGCACGGACCCUUGCAAACAAAAAAUAAAAGAAACAACGGGGUCGUGUUUUGGUGGCGGAAUAAUCGAGCAGCGCUGGGGAUAUAACUAUACAUCGAAAAAGUGCGUGAAAUAUUGGUACGCAAGCUGCCAUAGUAAUGGAAACAAUUUCCGGACGGUAAAGCAGUGUCUGGAGACCUGCAGUGGAGAUUCACAAUGCCUGAAGGAGCCCCAGAGCCAAUGGCUGCCACUUUUCCAAACAUUUUACUUUAAUGCAACUGAGGAAAAGUGCUUAAGCAGAAGAACAAGAAGAAUGAAAACCAGUAAUAAGAAGAACCGAUUUGCAACUCAGAAGGAAUGCGAGGAUCAAUGCAUGCCAAGCACUUCUGUAGUUGUAAGGAGUCACUCUAUGGCGUAACGCAAAUAAAACGAACGACCCAAGUGACAC